AUGUUGCCAUUAAAUCCGGAAAAUGAGAGAUACAGUUGUAAGUGCCAAAAUACUGUCGAGGACGGAAUCAUUGUCGAGCUUCAGAUUUACAAUAUUACAAGAGAAGAUCAUAAGUCGACGUGGAUCUGUGAGGUUUUGUCAUCAUCAACACGUCUAAAAAAGAAAGCAUUUGUGUUUGUAAAAGUUUCUGUAAAAACAGUUGAAAUAAGGCCAUCCAGAACGAUUAUACAAAUAUCAGAAAACUCCAGCUAUCAAUUUACGUGCACGUCGUCUAUCGGUCGUCCCGUCCCGAAGAUAUUUUUGAUAGUUGCGGAAGAAAUAAACCAAGGAAAACGUUUGACUAUCUUAGACAAUCAUGAUCAGUCCGAUCAUAAAGACACCACUGGAGGCAAAAUGUCGUAUGCAAACAGCACAUUCUUAUACAGUCCUAAUCGAACUGUCAACGGUUGGAAACUAUUUUGUUCAGUAGAAGAGACGAAAAUACAGACUAAAGUACAGUCUGAUCCAAUUCAACUGAAUAUCACUUAUCCUCCUGAGUCAAGAUUAAUAAUAAAUGGACUUUUCAAUGAGGGCACUUAUAAAGUGAUUGAAAAUAGUACUGGGUUAUUAAAUUGCACAAUUAUAGGAGGAAAUCCAGCACCAAUUGUUUCUUGGACUACUUGCUUUGAAACAGAUAAAAGUAGUCUAAAAUAUAGCAGUACAUCAAUGGAAAUAUACUCAGACGUGUUAAAGUGGAAAGCAAAACCUGACACAGAUAUGAAAUGUACAUGUGAUUGUACACAGAUGGAGCAAAAUCAGUCUUUAUCCAUAAAUGUGCAAAUUAUAUAUCCUCCACGUUUGCCAACAAUGACAUCUGGUAACGAAGUUUUGACAGGUCACAUUUCGGUUUUAAUUAACACACUUCUUCGUUUAAACUGUACCAGUGAUAGUAAGCCGUCUUCAAAAUACAAAUGGAGAUUUAACAAUGUUCACCUUUCUGACGGCCAACACUAUGGCAAGCAAUCACAGAAAGCAGAUCAAGGACUUUACACGUGCGUAGCGACAAAUGUUCUUGAACCGACUGAUGGGAUUGCACGACUUGUUUCAAGUAACACAUCUUUCGAGCUACACAUUCUAUAUCCACCAACAAUCGGCAAGAUCGUUGAUCAAACUAUAGUGGAAGGAGAUGCGUUAAAUAUUUCUUGUCCAGUCAUCCGGGGGAAUCCAAACAAUACACAAAUUAAAUGGACGACCAGUAUGGAGAUUGGAGAAAAGUGGUUAACACAAUUUCUUGUUAUUUCAAAUGUGUCUAGAAAGCACGAUAUGGAAUACAUCUGCACUGUCAACAAUACAAUGGCGUCCACAUUUGAACCAGUGGAAACAGGGUUGGACAGUGAAAGUUUCCAUCUAACAAUCGAAUACAAAUCUGCAGUAAAGGCAUUCUUUAUAGAUGGAUAUUAUCAACAAACAAAUAUAACAGUAAACGAAAGCGACAACCUUUUAUUCCGAUGUCAUAUUGAAAGUAAACCUAUUUCAACAACAUCAAUUCAUUUUGAAUCUGGAGAGGCAUUAGAUGUAUCUCAAUCAAAUGAUAUUUCUUACAAUAUACGGUCUGUUGCAUGUCAACAAGCUGGUAUAUAUGUCUGUAGUGGAAGAAACAAGCAUAACGGCCAAGACAUGGCAAAACAGACACUGUUCAUCUCAAUUAAUUGUGCACCGAGACCUGAUUCUAACUAUCCUGUUACAAAGAGUAUUACUGUUUCGUUGAACGAAUCUGCUUCCCUUCAUUUCACUGCAAUAGCAUAUCCAAAACCAAAAAACGUUUUAUGGCAGAAACACAAUGGUGACGUCUGGAUAGAUAUUAAUUCGACCAAUAAUAUAAACCUUAAUCGUUCAGACUUGAACUUUAGUCUUGAUAUAAAAGCAAUUGUGCAAGAAAGCUAUGGAAUAUAUAGACUGAUAAUCGUCAACAAAUUUGGCUCAUUUGAACAACUAUUCUUUAUCAAUGGAGUUAAUUCAGAACAUGAAUACAAUCCAAAUGUAGCGAGCUACAUUGCUGUCGGAGUUGGCACAUUUGCUGUUACAGUACUUGCGUUUAUCUUGUCUAUUGUUGCCUUUAACUGCACCAGGUAA
This is a messenger RNA of Ruditapes philippinarum (Manila clam), 2112 nucleotides long. Its product is annotated as hemicentin-1-like. Gene Ontology annotation, cellular component: cell-cell junction. The transcript is spliced from 8 exons. Gene Ontology annotation, molecular function: cell adhesion molecule binding. The record is from RefSeq and is a predicted model, not a curated record. Gene Ontology annotation, biological process: cell-cell adhesion. Lineage: Eukaryota; Metazoa; Mollusca; Bivalvia; Venerida; Veneridae. Bases 1 to 2112 code for a protein of 703 amino acids.